Molecule: messenger RNA, 3992 nt
Organism: Linum trigynum
Lineage: Eukaryota; Viridiplantae; Streptophyta; Magnoliopsida; Malpighiales; Linaceae
Source: the annotation of a GenBank genome assembly
CGUCAUCCCAAAAAAUAAAAAAUAAAAACCCGAAUCAGACCCACUUAACUAGCCGACCCAACCCAACUCGUCCGCCCAACCCACCCACCCGUCAAAAUGGGACCAGCACCAACGAAGAACAAAAAUUCUAGCAACCACCGCCGCCCCCAGCCCCUCUCUGCCAUCCCUGUAUCUCCAGCAACCACCGCCGAUGCACCUACCUGGUUCUAGCGAUUGAAGGGCGGGUCUGUCCGUGGGAGCAGACGAAUCGACCGUUGGGAUGACGAUGAAGAACAGAUAUGGUGACCGCCUAUUGGAUACACGGGUUCGGCAACUUGGGAUCCGGGACGAGCUGGGCCAGCGAUAGUGGGCGUACUGCCGAUUGUCGCCGUGAGAGGAUAGCGAUGAGGAGAAACGAAAACUGGUGGGAGGGAGAGGAGGAUCCGGGUGGGCGACUUCGGCGAGGAGGGAUGAUGAGAUCGUCCGCCGGUGAGGAAGAAUCAUCUGGCAUCCGCUGUGAUGUCUGCUUCAAAUCCCUCUCUGUCGUCGAUGGUAAAUGGACUGGGGCGAGUUUUUAAACUUUUUGGGUUUAUUUUGUAAUGAGAAGUUUGUAUUGGUUGAGGAAUUAUUGUUUCUUUCUUGCACCAAAUCCACGUUACAACACACACAUGUAGAAAGCAUAAGGAAAUCGAGAGAUCUCAAGCGACGAGCAGGGGAGAGGAUAUUGCCCUUUCUCCCGCCGAAAGAGAGCGACUGCUGGGAUUUUUGUUCUUCGCUGGCGCUCGUCCCCAUUUUGACUGAUGGGUGGGUUGGGCGGGCGGGUUGGGUCGGCUGGUUAAGUGGAUCUAAUUCAUCUUUUUAUUUUUAUUUUUUGGGAUGACGUGUUAAGUUGACUGGACUUAAUUGACGGUUUUGGAUGGAAUUAGACGGAAUGAUCAUUUUGGUAUUCGUCCAAAGGUAUGUGACUGAAACGUGCAAAAAUAAAGUUUAGUGACCGUUUUGUACUAAUUAACAAGUUGUGUGACUGUUUAUGCUAAUUAUCCAUUAAUUACAUUUCGGACCAAAAAAAAUAAUUAGAGGAAUGGUCACUUAUGUUUGGGGUUGCUACGAAAUUAUUAUUUAUAUUUUGAUUUGUACUAAGCCACUAACUAAUGAAAUUAUCAUUCUGUCUUCAGUUGUCUUUAUUUUUUUUCCCAUAUCUAUGUGCCAUGUAGCUCCAAGUAAUAGUAAAUAACACAUGUGAGAUAGUGUGUCACAUUAUAAUUGACAUAGUUUGUUUUACUACAUUUCUAAACACUUCAUGAUUCAACCUUUGGACAUGAUUGAGAAAAUAGGUGUUAUACAGACACAUAUGUAUACGUUUGUAUUGAUGUGGCAUGAUCGUGGAGUCACUUAUAUUAUAAGUUGUAUAUAGCUAUGUAUGUCAUUCAAUUUAUGUGUUUCAUGAGUACAAGGAGGAACAUGGCCAUGUUGACAACAAUGCUAGACAAUUUAUUUUCAUUCAUUAUUUGGUCAUAGGAGCAACCAACUCACCCAAAUCGAGUCAUGAUAACUCCUAAAAGUCUCAAGUCUCUCGACAUUACUUGAUCAACAAACCAACACACAAGAAUUGGUUAGUUCACUAAACUUAACUAAAAGGGGGGUUUGAGAAAACACGAUGUUAUUAGCAACAAAAAUAGAUAUGUAGAGUUGGUCCACUUUGACAAGAGAAGAAGUUCGUGUCAAGUGGCUUGCAUUUCAGGGUUUGGUGAUCAUUUUGUGACAUGUAUAAAGUUCAGUGACUCUUUCUGCUCGCUCCGUUGCGUGAAGCAAAAUGACCAGAAGGAAAGGAAUCGGGCGCUCAGUGCCAGAAUUUGAAUGACUCUCGCGAGACGGCAGAACAAAGCCAUGCCGCGCCCAGCCGGGAACUAGGGUUGUGUUGUGGCAGAUUCAAAACACACUCCUCUUCUUUGCGAACUCUCCGGUCUCCGCACAUGGCGUCCAAUUCUCCCAAGACGGGGAUUGACCAGGUUUGUUGCGGAUGUACCGAAUCCAUGCUGAUUGUAUAACGCUUGUGUUGAACUUCAGUUUUGUCAUGGCGCGUUUCUCCCAUCGGCGCUUUUCGUCCAUACUGACAUACCGCCUCCCCAGGACGUGAACCUGCCGAUAUUGGGCGCAAUUGCGUUUUCUGUGCAUUGCAUGGACGAGUUACUGCAGUAAUGCAGAUAUGAGAUAUCCAGUUUUUCCUUCUUGUUUCUUUUGGGAAGAAGUAGGGUUUAUUGUUGCUUCUUUUAUCCUUGUGAACUAACUUGAAAAGCGAAAUGGGAUAGUGUCAGUAGGAUGACCUCAUGUCUCAUGAAACAGUUGUUUGAUUUCCCCCUCACUGGCUAUGGAAAUUGAACAUAGGAUUGUGAUAGCCAGAAUGGGUUGUGGUUAAAAGGAGAGAUUGAAUUGGGAAUGAAUUCAGUUCAAGAUUGUGUAUAAUCUUUCAUACUGUCCUUUUGUUUGGAAUGACAGUUUUAUGCUUCAAAGAAGAGAAAACCCCCUUCACCAUCAUUGAAGGCAGGGCGAGCUGAGAAGGGUGCCAUACUGACUGUAGAAGGAUCACCAUCAAAAGGAACUUUGUGCAGUUACUUGGUGGACUAAAGUUGGAGACUAAAGCUGCCCUCGAGGUUCAAGGUUCAUUGGCUGUAAAAGAAACACCCGAGUGUUCAACUAAUGCCGGUAAAGUUGUAAUUGAAGGUACUUCGAAGGGUUGCUCGGUUUCAGGUGGUGGGGGAGAGAACUUGGACUUAAGCCGCUUGCCUCUGGCUUAUUGUCUUUGUACUGUAGGUAAUAUACUAGAAAUACACUUUAUUGUUCUUAAGAAUGUGAGAUAUUGAGUGCUAUAUUUAGUUCACUCUCAUGAAACUAACACAGUAGAUGUAUUUUCUGUAGUGAACUUCAGUCAACUGCAACUUCGCCAUCAAAAACAAAUUUGAAUGAUAAUAAGAGAUGCUCAAGGCAAUUGUCAGAGACUGGCAAGGAUAGAAUGCGUAAGAAGGGGUUCUACAUAACAGAUCGGUUUCAGUCAGGACAGCUUGAUGCUUGUUCUACUAUGAGGAAAGAAGAAGAGAGGGAGGUGAGAAUUGUGGAUUUUUUGUAUUCAGGUAAAUGAGGAAUUAGUUCUGUUAGUUGAUCCCUGUGCGAUCAAAGAAGCGACAUUAUUGCCACAAAUCAUCAUGGAAAGGGCAGUGUUGCUUUGUGGUUUGUACUUGAAUAUCUUCCUAUUUUGCCCAUUUAUAACUUUUUCCUUGGUCUCUGAAACAUCGUUCUGACAGAUCUUCAUUGUUAUCCUCCAAUUCCGCUGCAAGUCAAACUGAAAGUUGGACCAACAUGGGUUCUUGGAGCCGUUUCAGGCUGAGAAUUAUGCAGAUGGUUUUGAAGUUCCCGGUUAUUGAAGAGUGGUUUUUUUUGGCAAGUAAAACAAUACUGAUGAUAAUGAAGCCUGAAUUGAACGUCAACUGCAGCAGCAUGUAGUUUAAGUUACAUGUAGAUGUAGGUGAUCAAUGACCUUCUGAUCGCUUACACAUUGUAUAUUGUAACCUUUCUCUUGGAUUUUUAUGAUUUUUAUCUUCUGAUGAUGAUAACGCGUCUGUUGUGUACUGAUUAUAUAAGUUCCCCUUAUAGAUCACUCUCGGUGAUCUUAAUAACAGCAUUGACUGUUGAUCGCAGGAGAAGCUUUCACAAAAAUAGACCCAAUCAGGUUAACAUUAGUUUAUUGGUUGAUGACCUUGCCACCAGGUAUGCUCUCUGCAUCCGUCUUGUUAUCCUUUUUUUGGUUUCACUUCUGGAUAUAGCAAGUUCUUCCUACCGUUAUGGUUUCUCUGAUCCCUGUUGUUUGAUCUUUGCGAAGACAAAUGGGUUGGGGAGAGAGAUUUCAUUUCCGAUCUCAGAACUCCGAAACCAGAAUUUAUUCUUAUGAUAAUAAUACCCAUUAACGUAUUGUAUUAAAACUCCCCAGACAAGUUGGCAAAUAAGGCUGGUGGUUUUAU